AUGGUUUGUUUCAAUUAUCUUCUUCAGGCCCUGGUAGUCAUCACCCUUCCAGCAUGGACCCUUGGCUGGGGUAUCCUACCAUUUCAAUCCUAUCAACACCAGCAACAGCCAGUCCCACAAUCCCAGACUCCCCUAGAAGGUCCCGGGUGCGAUGGUUCUGGCAUUGUCGACCCCGGUGGCCGAUGUAAUGGCGACGGGCUGGUCGACAGUCCCCCAGACCACCGCGACAGAGAGGGAUUCAAAUUCGAGAAUCCGUCGACAGACUGCAAAUACGUCUCGCAGAUGCACAUCUGGGACUCGUUCAAAGACCUGGAGAAGGAUAUGAACAAGCUCUUCACCCUCAUCCACAAGAACGUGAGUUUCACCGUGGUCGGACACCAUCCCAUCGCGGGUCACUACAACGAUCUGCUGCAUUUCUAUGUCAAUGCGCUGCGGCGAGUCAGUGUGCUGUUCCUCGACCAUGCGGACAAAUUCGAGAUCCACCCGCAAGCGAUCCAUGGAGGCUGUAAUGAGCGAUGGUCCGUCCAGGAGGUCAAUUUCAGGGGGGUAAUGAAUUCAGGAGAUGACUUUGACAUUGUCAACGUCUGGGUAACUCGAUGGGAUCGGGGGCAGAUGGUGGAAAUCCGCACAUAUAUCGACUCUGCCCGGAUCAUGGAGGCACUGCACAAGAACGAGAUCUGGUGGAAUGGAACCACCUUUCGAGACAAUAUCCACUACAUGCCUGGUCCUGCAGGCAUGCCUGACCUGAAGAAGCUAGAGGAUCUCAUGGGAUAUCCAGACGGACGGAAGUAUGAAGAUUGA
This is a messenger RNA of Aspergillus lentulus, 801 nucleotides long. RefSeq names its product putative C6 transcription factor. Gene Ontology annotation, biological process: response to xenobiotic stimulus; DNA-templated transcription. Gene Ontology annotation, molecular function: zinc ion binding; DNA-binding transcription factor activity; DNA binding. NCBI's taxonomy places the organism in Eukaryota, Fungi, Ascomycota, Eurotiomycetes, Eurotiales, Aspergillaceae. The record is from RefSeq and is a predicted model, not a curated record.